AUGGAAAGUGGAACCAAUCGUGGUGGCAUACUUGGCGAUGAUAUGGGCUUAGGUAAGACUAUUCAAGCGAUGGCGCUAAUCGUCUCACGGCCCUGCGAUCCAAUUGAUGACCCAGUAAUUUGGGAUGACCGUACAAUAUACCAUGAGCCCCCUCCACCAUCAAAACUUGUCAAAACGAAGGCUACUUUAGUUGUUGCGCCCGUGGCCUUGAUGUAUCAGUGGGCAGAAGAGAUUAGGACCAAAACACAACCAGGCUUAUUGAAAGUCCACGUAUAUCAUGGGAAUGGAAAGUUUUAUGACCCAGAAUUUUUGAGACGCUAUGAUGUUAUCAUAACAACUAUUACGACGCUAGCUAACGAAUUUGGUAAUAAAGAGCCAAAUCCAAACAAAUGCAGAGCCAUUGGAACUCUAUUCAAAGGUCAUUUUCAUCGUGUUAUCAUCGAUGAAGCCCAUGUGAUCAAAAACAAGCAUACCAAAAGUUCGAAAGCCUGUACUGCAGUUGCUGCCACCUACCGGUGGUGUUUAACAGGAACACCGAUUCAAAACAACAUCGAUGAGCUUUAUUCGCUUAUCCGCUUCCUAGGAGUUAAACCGUAUUGUGACUGGGAGGAGUUCCGUAACAAGAUAUCAACGCCGAUGAAGAAGCAGCGCCAGUAUGGCCGCGCAAUGCAGCGCGUCCAAGCUCUCUUGAAAGCUGUCUGUUUGAGGAGGACAAAAGCAUCCAUGGUGGAUGGUAAACCGAUCUUAAACCUUCCGGCUCGGAAUGUCCAGAGAGUGCCCACUCUUUUCUCUGAUGAUGAACGAGCCUUCUAUGUUGCAUUAGAGACAAGAACAAGAGAGAGGUUUAAUGCCUAUGUGAAAGCAGGAACUGUGAUGAAAAACUAUUCCAAUAUCCUGGUUCUUUUGUUGCGGCUCCGUCAAGCUUGCUGUCAUCCCCAUUUAAUUAAUGACUUUGAAAAGGCCAUGGAUGAUAAAACUCCACAAGACAAGAGAGCGCAUACAGAUCGCCUUCUUGACGGCCUUUUGAAGGAUAUCCGUCGUCGACUGAUAGAACGAGGUCUAGAUGCUAUAGAAUGUCCAAUUUGCAUGGAUGUGGGCGAAGAAAGCGUUAUCCUUAGUGGCUGUGGCCAUAUCUACUGCCGUGCAUGUAUCACAGCCCAUUUGUCUCGUCAUGAUGAAGAGGAGCGCAGGUGUCCAGAAUGUCGUAGACUGGCUCCUAUUGAGAACUUGAUCUCGGUGGCAGAUUUCAAUGCCCGCUUUAAUCCCACUCCUGUAGCUGAAGCUGAAGAUCCAAAAGGAAAGGGCAAGGCAUCGGAUGAUGAAAGUAGCAGACAUCCGGAUAUACUUCCACCUAUUCCAGUCCCUGAAGAGUUAGAGACUUGGAUCAGUAGCAGUAAGACCGAUAAAAUGAUUGAGAUUGUACGUUCUGUACAAGCCAAAGGUGAGAAGAUCAUUGUGUUUUCACAGUUUACAAGUCUUCUCACCUUGAUGGAAAGACCUUUGCGAGAUGAGGGCAUCAAGUUUCUUCGUUAUGACGGAGCGAUGAGGCCCGAGCAGAGGAACGAAGCGAUUAUCAGAAUGACCAAUGACCCUACGAUACCAUUAAUGCUUAUCAGUUUGAAAUGUGGAUCACUUGGGCUUAACUUGACAAUCGCUAAUCAUGUAGUGAUUAUGGACCCAUGGUGGAACCCAGCACUGGAGAACCAAGCAAUUGACCGAGUGCAUCGUAUUGGACAAACAAAAGAGGUAUUUGUUCACCGUUUAUGCAUCCCUGAAACUGUGGAGGACAGGAUCCUUGCAUUACAAGCUAAAAAACAAGCUUUGGCGGACGGGGCUCUUGGUGAAGGCACAGUGCCGAAGUUGGCUAAGCUUGGACUCCAAGAAUUGAUGUAUCUUUUCCGUGGGGAUGUGUAA
Messenger RNA from Lobosporangium transversale, 1914 nucleotides. RefSeq names its product SNF2 family N-terminal domain-domain-containing protein. The transcript is spliced from 9 exons. NCBI's taxonomy places the organism in Eukaryota, Fungi, Mortierellomycota, Mortierellomycetes, Mortierellales, Mortierellaceae. The record is from RefSeq and is a predicted model, not a curated record. Bases 1 to 1914 code for a protein of 637 amino acids. Gene Ontology annotation, cellular component: cytoplasm. Gene Ontology annotation, molecular function: ATP binding; metal ion binding; ATP-dependent chromatin remodeler activity.